CUGUUGUUAUAUUUCAACUACUUUAGUUUAAAUUUUUUAUUAUUAUUAUUAUUAGUAGUAGUAGUAGUAGUAGUAGUACUACUGCUACUACUACUACUACUACAAGUGGUAGUAGUAGUAGUAGUAUCAAAACAGAAGGGGCGCACUAUGGAAACUGUGGGACAAGGAGAAAGUGUAGUAAAAUGAUAAGUCAUGCUAUUUUAAAAUGUAGGUCGAAGCAAUCUCCAGAUUAGGUAAAGAGAAUUAGCCAAUGAGGUGGCUAAUGAGUGGCUCCAGUCCUCUGUUAUUUUCACUUCCCACGGAGAUGGGUUAAUAGAUUACGUUUUCUGUUGGAGUUGAAAAAAAAUAUGCAUGUCUCGCUGCAGGCUUACGAAUGAGUGUCGGUUUUCAGACUUUGUCUAAAAUGUAGGCUAAUGCCAUUUUUACUGUGUCCCCCUUUCACUUUUAUCAGUGUCAGGUGAACCGAGGGGCGUGACGGUUUGGCAUGCGCUCUCUCCCCACCAUUAGUACCUUUGCUCACUCGACCGCUCCCGACUUUUGGCACGGUUUUGUUAAAUACCGUGAAACUUAGGUAAACUUUGUAGCCUGUCUGCAUCUUCAGUUCACCAUGGCUCUCCAAGCCACCGCUCUGGUCACCUCUAAGUGGCUGGCUCGGGCUGUAAAGGUCCAGGGGAAAAUGCGGGUCUUGGACACUUCGUGGUAUUUACCCAAACUGCGGAGAAACGCAAAGAGCGAGUUCAAGAAGAAGCACGUGCCGGGAGCAGCUUUCUUUGACAUUGACCAGUGCUGCGAUAAAACCUCUCCUCUGGACCAUAUGUUGCCGUCAGAGGACUAUUUUGCGGAAUACGUCGGGAAAUUGGGAAUAGAAAACGACACGCACGUCGUGGUCUACGAUGGCAGCGAGUUCGGGGCGUUCUCGGCGCCCCGUGUGUGGUGGAUGUUCCGGGUGUUUGGGCACAGUGCGGUCUCUAUGCUCAAUGGGGGGCUCAGGAACUGGGAGCUGGAGGGUCGACCUGUGAGUGACCGGUACGUCAGACCCACAGCGACCGAGUUCAAAGCCUCUCUGAACCGCUCGUGGAUUAAAACCUACGAGGAUAUCCUGGAUAACCUGGAGACUAAAGAGUUCCAGGUGGUGGAUGCCAGGCCCACAGGCAGGUUCAAAGGACUGGACCCUGAACCCAGAGACAACACAGAGCCGGGCCACAUCCCUGGCUCCAUCAGCAUUCCUUUCCACUCCUUCCUGUCACCUUCUGGUCACUUCCUGCCAAAGGAACAACUCCAGGCUCUGUUCGCCCGUGCUGGUGUGGAUCUCGACCGCCCGCUUUGUGUCUUAUGCGGCUCUGCAGUGACCGCGUGCCACGUGGCGGUGGCGGCCCACGAGUGUGCACCCGGGGUGUCAGUGUACGACGGUGGGUGGUCGGAGUGGUACACCCGCGCCGUGCCCGAGCACGUCAUAUCAGAUGGCAGAGGGAAACAUUUGUGAUAACAGGAAGGACCUGGGACCGAUGGUUUUAGGCUGGAUCACUUGUGCUGUUGUUGCUGUUGUAGUUUGGCCAUUUGGGAUUUGUAUGACUUCCUCCUGUGAAGUCACAGCCAGCAGCAGGUUAGCAAAA
This is a messenger RNA of Oreochromis niloticus (Nile tilapia), 1613 nucleotides long. Its product is annotated as 3-mercaptopyruvate sulfurtransferase. The record is from RefSeq and is a predicted model, not a curated record. Gene Ontology annotation, molecular function: thiosulfate-cyanide sulfurtransferase activity. Lineage: Eukaryota; Metazoa; Chordata; Actinopteri; Cichliformes; Cichlidae. Gene Ontology annotation, cellular component: mitochondrion.